GGUGCUGUGUGACGAAAUCGAAGUGGUUGAUUUAGCUUUGUACCUAGGAGUUGUAAUUAUUGAAUAAGGAUUUGUUUCCAGAAUGCCAGCCAUUAUUUCACGUGGAUAUUUUUCUGAACCAUGGGAUACAGUUAAAUUGCAUGCCGAAAUAUUCAAGCACGUUCAUGGAAAAACGUUCGGUAGGAUUUGUAAAUUUGUUGCAACAAUUGCAGUAGUUGGAGCCGGCAUUUAUAUUGUCCAAAAGAUAAGGGCUGAGAAAAGGAGGAAAAACCGCCAGCAAGAAAGUAGAGCCAAGAAAGAUGUGGUUAUUUUACACCAGUUUCCACGUGGACUAUAUGCCCCAAGUAUUUCACCCUUCCCACUUAAGCUAGAAACUUAUCUUAGAAUGGCGAACCUUAAGUAUGAGAAUGAUUUUACUGACUUCAUUGGAUCUAAAGGAAAAUGUCCUUUCAUCACCUUUAACGGAGAAGACAUUGCUGACUCUCAGCUUGUCAUAGAAUUCCUGAAUUCCAGAUUCAGUAUUGACCUGAAUGCUAAACUGAAUGAUGUUGACAAAUCCAUUGCACAUGCUUUCAGAAUCAUGGUUGAAAAUCAUACAUACUGGGGGGGUGCUCUAUGUCGCUGGGUGUUUGACAAGAAUCAAACAAUAAUGAAAAUUUCCAGAUGGCCAUUUCCAUGGAAUUUUUUAACUUAUCCUGUUGUCAGUAAAAUCAUUAAAAAAAGUAGCUGGUAUCACGGCAUUGGACGUCAUUCAGAAGCAGAGAUAUUGAAGAUGAUGAAAAAAGACUUACAAGAAAUGUCUGUGUUUUUGGGAAAAAAACCAUUCUUCAUGGGAGAUGAGCCAAGUGAAGUAGACUGUGCUAUUUUUGGAUUUUUGGGGCAACUUGUGUGGAACUUUCCAGGAACUGUGCAGGAGAACUUUGUAAAUGAAGAGUUUUCCAACUUGAAAGACUACUGUUUUCGUAUGAAGGAACGUUACUGGCCUGACUGGGAUAGUUGCUUGGAUCCUCCCCGACCUAGGGCUCUGGUUCAUUAAACUUUUGUUCCCUUAGCCAAUAAAGGAAUUUACAUGUGGAAGUGAUUUAAGGUUAAUUAAAAACAAGCAUCACAACUAUUUGGAUUUUUAGAAACACUUAAAUUAAUACAUUUUGUGUUCUUUUAGAUGUUUAUUUCGUUAUCCUUUGUGAGUUAAGAGUUUUUCUAACUGUAAUGAUUCCUAGCUGUCUAAUUUCUGUAGACUUCAGGUUCUCUGUCUUCUUUAAUAAGAUGUACUAUUACUUACUUCUUAGCUUACAGCAUAAUGUGAAAGUACUUUAUUAUGAAACUAAUAGUGCCUUCAUGACAAUUCUUUAUAAUGUUAAUUGUCAACAUGCUAGAAUUGUUAAGUGGUUGUGGACUCUUUAACUGAUAAAUUAUUACAUUUAUAUGAUACAAGAUCCUUUAUAUUUUAUCAAAUUACAUUUUUCUAAAGAUAGAUUUAUGUGAAUUGCUAACUAUAAUUAAUUUCCUUCUGAAGUGGAUAUAAUUUGGAAGACUGUGACUGCAUUUUAUGGUCUCCCACACAUGGAGUUAUUUAAUAUACGAAGUUAUCGGUGUUAACUUACUCCAAAUUGUUCCAUUUCAUGUCUUACAUUUCAGUAUUAAUAAUAUUAUACUCAUUAGCUAAAUUUAUUGUAAUUAAGUUUUAAAGUUUUUGUUUUGUUUUAAGGGCAGAAGGGAUUGAAAAUAGUUUAGUGUUAAAUACCCAUUGCUAUUUAAAGAAUACAAUGUGUCUUGCUGCAUUUAUUGCCAUCUGUUGACUUUUACAUGAUAUAUUUUUUAGUCAUGAAAUAUACCAAAUUAAUUAUUGUUUGCACCAUUAUACACAUACAAACUAAAAAUUUUCAGCAAGUUUCUCCUGUUAUUUAAUCAUUAAUUUUUGUUUCUUUGUCAUUACAACAAACCAUAAACACAACUGACUUUACCAGUACUGAAAGGAUUAACAUGUAGAAUUUAUAGAGCUACAUUUCAAAUGGGGACCAAAUUCUUUCAUGAAAAAGCUACUAAACAAGAUAAACAUUUAAAUAACAUGCUGACAUAGAUAAAGCUAGGAACUUAUCCCAGUAACUUAACUACAGUAAAUAGGCUGAACAAAAAGAUGGUCGUUUACAAGUUGUCCCUUCAAUUCCAUACUGAAUUGGUCACUCUUUUUAAAUACAUUUUCUCAUGGUAGUUACUUGACUCUUGUCAUUUUGAUAUAGUAACCGAACUAAAUAGGUGGUUUUAAAGUUAAGACUUUAAACCACCUCUCAUACUUUUUCUAGUUUGUUUUUCUGAAGAUUCACCAUACUUUUAAGAAACUCAAAUUAGACUUUAAACUACGUCUUGUUUUUGUCCAAUUUUUUCCUGAACACAUUUCUUUGUCACUAAAAGACAAUUCUAGUUGUGGUUAUUACAUUCUGUAGAAUGGUGGAAAUGUGCAUAUUGAUUGUCUGAAAGACAUUUUCCUUGAAGUCAAAUUUUAGUUUCAACAUUCUAAUGUAACUUUCAAUUCUCCAGUAGUGCCAAGUAUCUAAAACGAUCUUCCUCAGAGUGUAGAACAUUCCAUUUUAACCAACUUCAACCAUCAUUGCUAACAUUUCUAUUUUGUAAGUUUUGAUGUAUUACUUAAAUAGUUGUGAAAUGUUUUUGAGUUAAAUUAAUAAUGUUGAACAAAGUUAAGGUUGCUAAAAGUGUAAUGAUGUGGGAAAUUCUGAUCAUUCUAUUGUUAACGUGUAGUGUUGAUAGUGAUGAGCUAUAAUUUUGAUAUGAUGUUCAUAUAGGUUACUUUCAUACUUUAUAAUGAUACAUUUCUAUUUUAUAGUGUAACGCUUUUGUAGGCUGAAACUUGUUACUUGGAUAUGCAAUGUAUUUUCCUCGUAUUAUAAUAAAGAAUUGAUUGGUCUA
Molecule: messenger RNA, 2925 nt
Organism: Limulus polyphemus (Atlantic horseshoe crab)
Lineage: Eukaryota; Metazoa; Arthropoda; Merostomata; Xiphosura; Limulidae
Product: failed axon connections homolog
Exons: 6
Coding region: 83-1036 (317 amino acids)
Cellular component (GO): cytoplasm
Source: RefSeq, a predicted model, not a curated record